Messenger RNA from Erythranthe guttata (spotted monkey flower), 897 nucleotides. The record is from RefSeq and is a predicted model, not a curated record. NCBI's taxonomy places the organism in Eukaryota, Viridiplantae, Streptophyta, Magnoliopsida, Lamiales, Phrymaceae.
AUGUGUUGUGGGACCCAUCCAAUGGUUAGGGUCCUCGCUAACAGCAAACCCGCCGCCGCCGCCGACUCUGCCCCGUCCAACCCCGACAAAAGCGACGCCGAUUCUUCCGGCAACGAACCCGCCGGUGAAGAUGAUAACGGGUCGAAACCGAUUAUUCUGGUUACUAACAGCGAUGGGAUUGAAUCGCCGGGAAUCUCGUUUUUGGUCGAUGCUCUCGUUCGUGAAAGCCUCUACAAUGUCCACGUCAUCGUCCCUCAAUCUGAUAAAUCGACAUCGGGGCAUUCGGUGUCUCUGAAGGAGACAGUCGAGGUAGCUUCGGUUGAAAUUAACGGUGCCGUUGCUUAUGAAAUUUCCGGAACUCCGGUCGAUUGCGUCUCGUUAGCGUUAUCCGGUGCUCUGUUUUCAUGGUCAAAGCCUCUAUUGGUAAUUAGUGGUAUUAACAAGGGUUCGAGCUGUGGGCAUCACAUGUUUUAUUCGAGUGUUGUUGCUGGAGCAAGAGAAGCACUAAUUAACGGUGUGCCGUCGAUAUCAAUUUCGUUAAACUGGAAAACCGAUGGAAGUGCGGAAAAUGACUUCAAGGAUGCUGUGACUGUGUGCUUACCGAUAAUACGUGCAGCCAUAAGAGAUAUAGGGAGGGGGGUUUUUCCUAAAGGUUUUUCGUUGGACGUACAAAUUCCGACAUCGCCCUUGGCUAACAAGGGAAUCCAGGCAACGAAGAGAAGCCUUUGGAGGUCAACGCUUUGCUGGCAAGCCAUUUCGAGCACUAGGAAUCAGUCUGCUUCUCGUUUCACCGGCUCUCAGCCAGGCCUCGGCAUGCAGUUUGCAAUGCUCGGCCGCGAUGCCUCCGCUGCUGUGUGUACUCUUUUUUUUUUAAAGCUGAAAUGCAAGUUCGACUAA